ACGAUGUCACAAGACAAGAUCUCGCGACGCUGAUACAACAUGAAAGAAGAGCGCUUUUCAGCCCGAUGAACGUUAAAAAUACCUUCUACGCUUUCUUAUCUUAAAGGAAAGAUAACAUACGCUUUAUCAAGUGGUUGGAUUGACUGAAGUGCACGUGUCGAUGAUUUUCCCGUAGAAUGGAUACACACUGAUGUGAGUAAUUUCUCGAAGAGACCCCGCGAAAAGACUCCAAUAUGGCGUCUGGAUUAGGUAAAUUAGGCGAAACUUAUCUGAACAUCGAUCACGCGAGUACUUCUCCUCAACUGUUUAGUGAGGAGGAUUACAGUGGUUAUUCAGGCUACCCCAUAAACGAGAGCAGCUUCAACGAAAGCGCAGUAUCGCCCAGUGUCGUGAAGCGCCCUCUACGAGUGAUCAUACCAAUAGUUACCGCCAUGUCGUUUGUAAGCCUUAUCACCUGCAUUGGCAACGCCCUGGUGAUCGUUGCGGUACGAACGGACCGACGACUUCGAACAGUGAGCAAUUAUUUCAUUCUCAGUCUUGCUGUUGCGGACCUACUCAUUGGAACCCUCGUGAUGCCGUUAAGUAUUAUCUACUUUGUGGAAGGCAAAUGGAUACUCGGUCUCAUCGUGUGCGAAACAUGGUUAACCGUCGACUACGUCACCUGUACGGCUUCCAUAUUCAAUCUCUUCAUUCUCAGUCUCGACCGGUACUGGUCAAUCAGCUCCCCGUUAAAAUACAUGAAGAAAAGAACUCCACGUCGCGCCAUGCUUAUGAUAAGCUUGGCUUGGUGUCUUUCUUUUUCAUGGAUCGUACCGGUGUGGGGCUGGCAUUACUUUGAACGGGAUGGCGAACCCAGGGGUGUCCCGUCCGACGAGUGCGACACGGAAUUCGGCUCCAAUAUAAUAUUUAAAGUCCUGACAGCAAUACUCAAUUUCUACAUUCCGUUAGUGUCCAUGCUUUUCGUUUAUGGGAAGAUAUUUUAUGAAAUCAAGACAAGGUCCAAAAUGUGUGUCGGGCAAAGGUCUAGCGGUAACAAAAAAUAUUCGAUCAGACACUCUGCUCAUAUGAUUCCGUUACCCGUGGCGGUCGAUGUUUGUCCAAACACUCCUUCAAAUGAGGAACCGGAAGAAGUGGAAGAACAAAAUGCUUCGUGGAUACCAGACUACGAUUCAUUAAGCACAAGCAAAGACACCUCACAGGAAUACGCUGACCAGAGCGAAUCGUGUCCACCAAAUAUCGCUGCUAAACGUAUAAAGAAAGGAGAGGUUGAUCAUCAGUUAAAGAACAUCUCGCACUUAACAUUAGCAACUAUGGGUCUUGCGGGUAUAGUAGGUCCAAGUAUGAUGGGUGUGCCCUCGGGGCAGCGGAUACUUAAGAGGAAAAGGGCCGAAAAGGAAGCGCUCGCUAUAAAGCAAGUAAAAAGAAUUCUGCCUGAAGAGAACAACAGACCCAGAAUAGAAACGAUUCAUGUUCCAAUGAUAAAAGAACCAUCUAAUAGCACUUCGAGUGGCACUGUUGAUCCACAGUUGGACGGUGAGAUCAUUCAAAUGAAAGAAAUAAACGGUAAUGUAUCACAUAACAAGUCCAUUCUCCGGCAAGAAGAAGCGUUUUUAUGUCCGGAUCGUGCUCCAAAUGGGACGGCGAAAAGGAGAAUUUCAUUUACUGUUGAUUCGGUUGCAUCCAAAGAAGAACUUGAACCAUUGCGAAGAAACUCUUACGACGAAAGAAAGACAACAAGCCCUAAGUACCGGGGAGUUAGGUAUAACAAAGAGAGCUCCAGCCCUACUCACCUUCUUCCAACUGAUAAUAUAAGCCCGGAUAAUUUGUCUCCCAGUCGGGCUAUACCUAAAGCUCAAGUAAAGAACGGUGGGGUCGCCGGUCGAUUCUCCUUUGCAAGGUUUAGUAUUCGGCAUGGGAAGACAAGUGAGUUCCUACGGGAUCGCAUCAAACGCUUCUCGUUAAACAAAGAACGAAAAGCUGCCAAACAGCUAGGUAUCAUUGUCAGUUGUUUCAUCACAUGUUGGCUACCGUAUUUCAUCUCCUUCAUGGUUAUCGCUUACUGUCCGACCUGUGUAAACCCGAAUGUCCACUAUGCUCUGAUAUGGCUGGGAUACUUGAACUCAACCAUGAACCCCUUUAUCUAUCCAUUGUGUAACAGUAACUUUAGGAAAGCCUUUAAGAAGAUCUUCGGCAUCACUUCGUGUAGAUCUUCAACCAAACCCAAACCCCAGACCAGAUCAAUGUACAGAAGACCGAAAAACAAAUGAGCUGCUUAUAAUGUCUUGAAACAAAAUUAUUCAUUAAGUGCCAGAUAUCAAAUUAUGUAGAUAUAUUUUUGCGAAGUAAUUGAUGUAUAGGAAAUUACAUAUAAUAUACCAAUAAAUCGGAUACAGCUUUACGUAUUAUAGCAUUCACAUAUAUCUCAUAUUUGAAAGGAAAUACGGAAAUCUUUCAGAACAAGAUCUAAGAGUUGUAACAACGAUGCGGUUGUAGUGAGGAAGCAACUAGGUGACGUCCACACAAAUAAAACAGAUCAUAAAGUUGCUUAGAAACCAUUUUUAUCCAAAUUUAUAAGAUUAACUGUCAUUGCCAUAGCAAAGUAGCAAUUUAAGGGCUUGAUACGAAAUCUUUAAAUGAUAUUCAAAAGAAUUAUUGCAGGGUUAUUUUUACUUUUGUCAGAACCUUACAAUGUUCAGGUAUUAUUUUGUCUGUAUUCCCUUUACAAAGUCAAACCUGGGCCCCGUCUUAUAACGAAUUGCGAUUGAUUCGAAUCAAUUCCAAGUCCUCCAAUCAAUCGCAAAUUUGCAGUCUCCUAUCUCUUAUGUACAUAGUUACGAUUGAUAUCAAUCGCAAAUAAGUUGCGAUCAAUCGCAACUGUUUGUAAGACAGGGCCCUGGUGUCUUUAAUAUUCGUAGUUCAUUUUUUGUUGUUGUAUCAUCAGACUAUUAAACUGUUUCAUGUGCAUGUGUGUAGUCCACAAUGCCGUUAUGCUAAAAGUAGGGUUAGAUAUUUGAAGAUUGAUGUUCAUGCAUUUUUCAUAGGAACCUAUCACGACCCUGACGUCGCAUAGAUUCCAAGGUCUUACAACAUUCCCUCGCAACAUAAACUGUACACUUUCUAUAACCGACUGGAAACUAUACAACCCUGACAUCACGGGACGUACUAUUCGUAACUGAACGGUCCCUAGACAUAUGACCUCAUCUUACGACUACCUACUUCGGCUGCAGCCUGUGAGACCCAUGGCCCACGAGACCAACAGCCAAUGAGACAGAAAUUUUGGUCUCAUAAUCCUUUGAAUUGUAACAGAAGCUCCAUGGACCGACAGCUAGCGAGACCGACGGCCCAUGAGACCUUCGACAUCUCUUGGGAUUCACCAUAACCGACAUUGUCCGUAUUGUGGGCUGUCGUUUGACUGGGAUAUGUACCCCCGACUGACUUUACCUCAUAUGACCUGACUUCGUGUUACAAAACAGAGGUUUACUAUGCAAAUCAAUUUUUUUUAAUCCUGAAGAAUAUACGGUUUAAAAUUAGUAAAAAACUUUGUAUAACAUCGACAGGAGAAUGUUUUAUGUUCACCUUACAUAUUUGUGAAUGACUCGCCGACUAUCUUGAGCAGUCAUAUUUAUGAAUAAAUACCACAAUCCCUUUAUGCUAGUUAUAAUUUAUAUUUUAAAAAUACGUUGUUUUUCGUCAAAAUAAAAUGUUAUAACAAGGGAAAAGAGACAUGGGACAUGAUACUGACAACCAGACUGCUGAUAACAAUGUGAUAUCCAUGUAGCGACAGGCUGAUAUAAUGGUCGGACAUCACUUCGAGGUCCAGAUCAUCAUUUGACUUGACUCUUGCUAAAUGAAUAUGAACUACCACACUAGAAGGACAUGGACAAUCACUGCUAUUCCUACACGGACAUCGUCAUUUGGGAGCACUUAAAUCGUUUGGAAAUUGCUUUGAUUUUACGUGUACGAGACGGACAAGAAAACCCUAUUUUGUGCUACAUCUACCCUAAUUUCUAGACGACCAAUUUCCAUUUGAUUUCAUGAAAAUAAAUACUGAUGGACUAAACAUAAAUGUUCGACAACAUAAAACUCGAUGCAGACGACAAAUUUUAUGAUCGACAUACUUUUUCUUAUUAACCUUUAAAUCAGGGCCAAGACUUGAGCUUAGAGCAGAUAAGCUGAUCGUAGUUGAAAGACACGAUGUCAUGCAACCAAAGUUUCCAUUAGAAAACGGGAUUACUUACAUUUAGAACAGAGGAAAGAUCUUACGACCGCAACAUUAAAUUUACAUCAAGGUCACGAAACCUCUUGUUUUUCACUGUUGAUAAUGUUAGUAAUAUAAACAUAUUUUUUUCAUCGGAUAAGCAGUAUUCCAUUUGAAAAAGAUAUUCAUAUGGUUUCGACGAUGACACGUUAGGAGAGGACUUUUCUUUCUUUACACCCUUCAUCACAAACACCGCUUACGUGACUUUACGUGACAAAAAACUUGACUUUUUGACUAUAGACUAUACUGACGCUUUGACAUUCAUUCCAUAUUUAUAAAAUUACGUGGCACGUUGCUUAUUACCUGAAUAAACUAAAUUAUGCACUACUGACGUUGUGUACUACCUACUCCAGAGCCAAUAAAUGGUACAAGGAUUUACCUCAAAGGUUAUACGUGACCAUGCUGACGAAAUUAAAAGAGUUUGCCCACCCACCCUCUUACUGGUUCAGUAACAGUGCUCAAAGCUACUUUGUUUUCUGAUUUAAUCUGUUUAAUUUGAUUAAGAAACGAUGUAGAUAAAAUGUUUAGCUUGAUCUAAACGUUAAAUUAAAAGCUAACUUGGCUGUUGACUAGACAGUGAAUUGUCAACUUAGAUAUAAACCAAACUGACCUAGACAAGACUUUCAAAGACGAGUAAUUAUCAAUUAUUUCGACCUAAUUUUGUGAAAGAACUUUUAAAUCUCUCUCCUGCGCAUUCUACGUUGACUGACAAUAACAACUGCACUGAGUUUUCUUGCCAAUUCAAUACUUAAACAAUUGAAAUCGGACUGUUCGACACUUGGACAUCCGGAAAUAAGAGAAAAUCUAGACAAUAUUGGACCAAAAAUAAAUGAGGUAUGUUUCAUAUGAAUGGCCUUGAUAUUUAUGAUAAUAUCAUAUACGCUCGGGAACAAGAGAAAUGACAGACAUCCAAUGAGCUCUAUACUGAUAAUGGUAUACGAAUGACGGGACAACCAAAACGUGACUUGAGAGACGCCACAAGAAUGACUUUUACAUUGGACCGAUCUUCCUUCGGAAUGAUCUCCUUGACAAGAUGGACUAAAAGCACAAGAUAUUUUACUUAUGGACUGAAGAAUAUAUGGACACCACUAAAAUGAUUUUCCAAUUGUACAUGACAAUAAAGACAACUUUGAAUGACCUUGGAAAUGUGACUACAUGUUCGUCUAGCUCUAUUUCUUUGCCUGCAAACCGAUUACGACAGCUCUCUGUUUGAUGUGACGAUGACGAAUUAAACACAUCCCCACUGGGAUACAGGACUACAUGGAUACCACUGAAAUAACUUACCGAUGCAACAAGGCACAUAGAGAUGUACCCGAGUGAUUUCUUAACGAGACCCAUGAAUAAACAUGCACCCAAGUGGCUUUAAAAUGGGACAUAGGACUUAAGAGACACUCCAAAACUACUUCAAACGGGACACAGGACUUUAAAGACGACCCGAAAGUCACAAGAUGGAUACAGGCAGAGACUGGACCUUGAAGUUCUGAACACAACCAUGAAUAGCUUUCCCAGUAGAACAGAGGACUUUAGAGCCCAUAAUGACUUUCAUCCAUUGGAUGAUAAGGGGAUGCCUUCAAAAAGAGUCUCCAAUAAGGCAAAUGACCGAAGAGAACUUCCCAAAUGGCUCCUCACUGAGAAAAAGGACAAUACAGACACCUGAUGGCUUUGCAGUAGGACAUGGAACGGAAGAGAGGUAUAUAAAAGAAUGGAUCGCCAAUUGGACUAACUACGUUAGAUAUCUCCUGAAAGAAUAUGGAAGAGGAGGACACCGGACUUUAGAGACUUUCGACUUUUCCUAUCGGACAUGAUAGUGUACUGACACCGCCAGAGCGACUCCCAAAAAUGACACAGGAUUGUACCAAAGACACCGCAGGAAAACUAUCUGGAUGACUAGACCAUGAAUUGUUACCUGGGACACAUACCACCCAAUCGAUUUUCAACUCGGACAAUAUUUAUUAUCAAAAGACAGGACGAUGCCAUCUGGACAAUCACUUGUAGCAUGACAAGUUACCAUUGGACAUCUGACACCGUGUUGUUAAACCCAAUAAUGACUUUACUCAUAAAGUUUACCCCAAAAUUACGAAUUUAAACUCGACGUUGCAAGACUCGUCACCGGUACUCGGACGAUAUAGGGUACCUCUAAAACCGUUUCAACUAGACAAUAAAGACUACAAAAACUACUAAAGAACGCGACGCCAUCUACAAUUCACCGCUCACUACCAGACUUUCUAGAAAACAUUGUAACCAUUACUUUAAUAUGGCAACUUAACAUACGUAAUGAAAUCAAAUCAAUGCGAAAAGACCUCUAGAUAGGUUAAACUCUUAUAAAGUUAUGCUGCAAUAUUUAUAUAUUCCGAUUAUGCCAGAUGUAAUUUGUAAACUACGGCCAUAAGCACGUUCCCUUUUCUUGUCCAUAAUAUUUUUAGCAUUGUAUUUUUUACUUCAAUCAUCUUUUAUCAUUAUUAUUGCGUUCGCACAUUAGUGUUACAUAUUUAUUUAUUUGUGUACUUAUUGUUGUCAUUAUUACCUUUUUAUUGUGAUGCGUUUUUAUCUUUUGGGGUUAUAUAUAUA
This is a messenger RNA of Strongylocentrotus purpuratus (purple sea urchin), 6826 nucleotides long. RefSeq names its product muscarinic acetylcholine receptor M4-like. Gene Ontology annotation, molecular function: G protein-coupled acetylcholine receptor activity; G protein-coupled serotonin receptor activity. The transcript has a single exon. Gene Ontology annotation, cellular component: plasma membrane; dendrite. Lineage: Eukaryota; Metazoa; Echinodermata; Echinoidea; Camarodonta; Strongylocentrotidae. Gene Ontology annotation, biological process: chemical synaptic transmission; G protein-coupled receptor signaling pathway, coupled to cyclic nucleotide second messenger. The coding region runs from base 234 to 2267 and encodes 677 amino acids. The record is from RefSeq and is a predicted model, not a curated record.